This is a messenger RNA of Mesocestoides corti, 5100 nucleotides long. NCBI's taxonomy places the organism in Eukaryota, Metazoa, Platyhelminthes, Cestoda, Cyclophyllidea, Mesocestoididae. The record is from the annotation of a GenBank genome assembly.
AUGCCAAACGGCCUGCGUUUCUUCACCGACGCGCACCCCCUCAUGCAGAAGGCUCGCGCGCCCUUUCGACACGCCUUCAUCAUCACCCGGGAGGAUGGGCAGCGUGUGUUCGGCUACGCGAUCCUCUUUCCCGAGGAGGUCACCCACCCGGGCGUCAAGGCGACCCUGAGGGAGCAGCAGCGAUUGGUCGAGGCGGGGUCCACGGCUAAUCGAUUUUUCACCAUGAAAGCAAUAGGCAUCCUCUCGCGUUGGGCUUUCACAAGCGGAUUUUUCGGUUGGUUAGAGGACUUGUGGUCCGGGACGUACAACCACGGCGAACUCGCCUUGGAGUCGUACGUUUACAAUCUCCUCUUCGAAAGCCGCCUCUGCGAUCCGGGCAAGUGCUCCGUCGUCUGCGGACCCAGCACCCAGCACUACUUCUUUCGACCAGCCAACUUCCACGUGUCACCGGAGGUCUCCAACACACGCGAUGGCGGCGUCGAAGCAGACCGAAAGGGCUCCGGGAUGAGCUGGCUACCAGUCUUCGAAUAUCCCCUCGUCCACCUACUCCAGCUGUUCCCCUUCGAGCACUUCCUGCGCCUCCUGACGUGCGCCUUCCUUGAACACCGCAUCGUCCUACUCUCCGCCGGUUCGUUCUGUCCAUUUCCCGUGUUGCAAUCUGCCCCAGACGUGGGUUUUUUGCGUGUAUAUCUUACUACCCGUUCUACUUUGUCAGAUUACUACCGUCUGAUGGUUGUCGGGGAGGGCAUAAUCUGCCUUCUGCAGCCGUUUGUUUGGCCCCACGUCUACGCGCCAGUUCUGCCCGCAACCCUCACACACUUUCUGGACGCCCCCGUGCCAUACAUCAUGGGAAUGCGUCUUCAACAACCGCCGCCGCCGCCGCCACCUUCAGCCUCCGUCUCCGCGACCACCCUGCGCGACUCACUGGCCUCACUCACCGCUUUUCCCAGCUUCGGAUUGGCUAGUGAGGCCAACGUCUGCUACGUGGACAUUGACCAGGGCAAAGUGCACUCCAUGGACGUCGACUUGCCGGCGUUUCCCAACUCCACAGAACUGCGCCAGGCCAUCGAAGAGGCAGUGCUGUCUCACCAUCGACGACAGCAGAUGUUUGCCCAACCACCAGGCCAAAGUUUGAGUGCAAACUUUAUCGCCACGCCCCUCUCGUCCGUGCCCCACCGCCAAUCAGUCUCCAGAACCAGAAGUUCGGAUGCCUCGAUCCGCGUUCCCGCGAGAAAGGCUUCUGAGUGCCUGUCGUCGUCCACGGUGAUCAAGAGGCCGCAGCUCUCAGCAAAACCUCCGAUCAUCCAGCGCUCGGCCUCCUAUCGGUUGAUUGAGCAGAUCGCAGUGACUACUACGGCAAGCCAGAGCUCUCUUCAGCACUCCUUCACGGAGGAGGCGAUCGCCACGGCACCUUCCACGGACGCCUCAACGACGCCCUCUUCGGACUCGGAGGUCUGCGCGGCGUCUCUUUCUGCGGAGGAGUACGCGUCGAUGAUGCGGAAAAUCGCCAAGCAGGUCACCUCGCGACAGGAGCUUCCGCAUUACGCGGAUUUGCUGAAGUUCAAUUACGCCAUCCGUGACAUCUUCCUCAGCCACCUCUCCAUGAUAUUUGUCGACUUUGAGACCUUUGUGGUCGCGGGCCACAACAGUGGCGACACCGAAGACCAGGCGAGCUGUGGUCUGCAGGCCUUCGACAAGGUCGGGUUUCUCUCCGACUGUCCUGAGACGCACAUGUCCUUUCUAAGCGCCUUUCUUGAAACCCAAAUGUUCGCCACCUUCAUGGACACCCGACUAGCCAUGGGUGCCACGCGCCAAGCCCAGCGGUGCACCAACUGCGGCAUGACCCGAGCCGCCCCUCCGCCUGCCGCGUCGACGCCUCACGGCCCCACCACCCUCGCCGCCGGCUCGUCUGUUUCCGCUUUCCUCGCCCGAGUCCAGGCCCUCAAGGAGUCGACGGUGAACUCGUCUGUGGCACACCCCCAGCCCCCUGCCACGGAUCGUCUGUCGCGUCGGCUGCCACAGCACCUCGACGACACCCACACACCGUCGACCAGUCGAGAGAGGAAGGCGCGCCAUAUUGCCACAAGCUCCCUCAAAUCUCCGCUGGAUGGCGUUCAGUUCUGCAGUGCCCCUCUGCCUCAUCCUCUGCCGUCAACGAAGAAACCAACCUUCGCAAUUUCUUAUCAGGUGGAUCGGUUUCCACUGCUGGACGGCAGUCUUCUCAGCAAGUCGCCAGCGAAUCGCCAUCCCCGCGGCGACUCACCGCCCACGGGAGCCGCACUCGCGGUCCCCUCGCCAUUUCUGCCGGACGUCGAAGGGGAGCAGCAGGCGUCUGCGCUGGGCGAUGACGCCAUCAAGGCAGUGACCUGCGAACACUGCUCAGCGCCGCAGACACUGCCGAUACCCGUGAUUGACCAGACCUCGGCGCCGACUCAGUCGACUUCCUCGCGCACAAUUCAGCUCAAAGGCCGUGACGGUUUGACACGCCUGCUCACCGGACCACCUUCAGGGACCCACGAAGCGAGCUCCCAGUCUCCGUCGAUGGCUCAGGCUCACUGGGACUUCGUCGACGCCUUGCUUGAAGAGUGCAAGCACCGGACGAAACGCAUGGUCAUCCAGAAGAUGGGUCAGGAGGCGCUGCACUUGGGCCACAACUACCAGUCCGUCUCGGAGGUGGAAGAGAACACCCUCGUCUCUGGACUCUGCGACCUCCUGGAGCGCAUCUGUUUGCGAUUAGAAAUGGACAAUUUUGACACAUGGUUUACAAAGGGUACCAGAUCAGUCUGUGGUGUUGAUUACUUGACAAGCCGCGCGUGUCGGAAGUGGUGUAAAAAGGUUGUUCUGCUUCAUCCUCACUCAACCACUACCACCGUCUUUCUGGCCGACCUCUCCGACCAAAUCAUAGCCACAGUCGAAUGUAACUUUGGCCAUACAUCUGUACAAAAGGCUGCAGAAGGGGCAUCGGCUCUCUGGGUGCAUCUCAUGGCGUUCGUUGAUCGCAACUCGACACUGUCACCCGAGGGUGUUCACCAGACCGCGCAGUCCCCGGCCUCGUUGUCGACGCGUCCACCGGCGUCGCCUGCCGCGUCUGGUCGAAUCGCGCGCUCCGCCUCCACAGCCUCCACCGCACCACCACCUAACCCUGAGUGUCCGACGGAGCGCCGGAUAUCCCAGACGGUGACGAGGUCGUCUUCAGUGGUGCCGUCGGUGGCGGUGCAGCGCUCGCCGGCGGUGGCCCGCAUGCGCCAGCUCUGGGGCUCCGGGCAGCGCCGCGCCUCCACGCCGGGUCGCGCUGAGCCGUCGACAACGUCCACGCCGACCACCCCACGAGCCGCCGACGGCGCCCUCGUCGUCUCCGUCGCCAGCCUCCUCGACGCCGGUGGCAACUCCGUGGCGUCCCUCCUGGACGACGUCGAGGCUGUGCGCACCGUCGCCUCCACUGCGGGCUACAAACUGCGCACAAACAUCGGUCUGGCGAGGGCCUUUGUUCGGCUCGCGCUGGAGAAGAAGCGUCUCUCGGCUUACCUCAAACUCCUCCUCUCCGACGCCGUGCUUCUCAGAGAGCUGUACCUGCGCCACGCGUUCCUGCGCUGCGAGGAGGAGCGAGAGCAGUUCCUCAUCCACCUGCUCUCGCUGGACGCCGUCGACUACUACUCCUUCACGCGGAUGCUGCAGAAGGCUGAGCUGCUCUAUCGCGUGGCGGUGGUCUCGGCGGGUCGCGGUCGGCUGCUCGUCUCGUCGUCCGCCAACGCCUGGUUCUGCCUUCGUGGCCACUUGGGCAGCUCGGGCGUCGUCGCUCUGCCUCGCUCGUCGCCCUCCUACCUCGAGUUCCAGAAUCUGGGCAUCCUGAACACCCUCCUGAUUGGCCACGACAACGCGGGCUUCUCGCCCAACAUGUUCAUCGAGGCAGUGCUUGUUGUGACCCCAUUGACCAAUCACGUCUACCUAUUUCCGUGCGGUCAUUGGCUGGGCCGGGGGGUCGAAGACAACAGUUGUGAACGCCUUCUCAUUGGUCAAGUGGCACGAGUCACCAAUGAGGGAACCGUAGUCGUGUCUCGUUCCGGAGAGGGUGCCGCCAUCGAGAACGAGGAGGCCGCCUCGAGUCUGUCGGCGCCGUUGAUGAAGCUGUACGCGGACACGAUCCUCGACCCAGUGACAAGCGCGGUGCUCGACAGACUGGCUAACGCCGUGAAUCGCCUGGCGAAGCACUUCGCCUGCGCGGGCAAAGCCGAGGCGACGAUGUCGCUGUCGGCGUUGCUCUGCGGCACGGAGAGUGGCCUCGUCCCGGCCCUGGAAGCCGUCUUCACGCAUGGCAUUCGCUCCUCCGGCAUGUUCCAGCGCCGACGUCUGUACGCGUGGGACUUUUUCGAGCGCUUCGUCGAGUACAACACACGUAACCCCCCUGGUGACCAGGCGUGCCCCCCACAGGAGCUCAAAGCCGACGCCGAGGUGCGAAUCGGUGGGUUUAGCGUGAGUUUCGUCACGUCGCCGCGCGUCGUGCGCACUCUGCCUCGCAGCGGGAACACUGCCUCCGCCGUCGUCGCCACCGCCUCCACCGCGGGCCCCCAUAACCUCGACAACUGGAGGCGCGGAGGCGGCACCAGGACGGGACCACCGACGUUGCCCCGACGGGCUCCCCUCCUCACCGCGACGACGUCGUCAUCAUCGCCGGCGGUUCGCAGGACCUCCAGCGGAUGGCAGUCUCAGCCUUGCUCUCCCGGCGCGGUUCUCAAGCAGCGCAGGGACCGCAGUCGCAGCCAGGCCGCGUCGACUAUCCUCGUCCUGGAAAACUUCAUCGCUGCCUUCAACCAUGUCAACAGUAGUGGCGCGGGUGUCGGUAAACUUGGCAAGUUUCAGCGCAUGGUGUGUAUCGGCUGUCGUGACCACACCUUGGCAGCGUGGAUUCCAGUUCUGGCGACAAGUUCGCCUUCGGUUGUGCGUCAGAUCUACGACACCCGAGUCCCCAACUUCCUGCUGGACGCCGAACUGCGCCAAAGUGUCCAGACCCUCCUCUCAACACUCAACGACUUCACCUUCAAACUGGAUCCCGCCCUUCUUGGACUGUGUCCUGAAACCGAGUCUACGGGUCCUGUCGAAUGA